This is a messenger RNA of Brassica napus (rape), 1686 nucleotides long. Its product is annotated as WAT1-related protein At2g37460. Gene Ontology annotation, cellular component: plasma membrane. The transcript is spliced from 6 exons. Gene Ontology annotation, molecular function: transmembrane transporter activity. Lineage: Eukaryota; Viridiplantae; Streptophyta; Magnoliopsida; Brassicales; Brassicaceae. The coding region runs from base 170 to 1294 and encodes 374 amino acids. The record is from RefSeq and is a predicted model, not a curated record.
UUACCCUUAUAUAAGAGAGAUGAUAACCACAACAAUCAUAACCAGUCAUUCAUACAUAUAACUAUUGCUCCUACUUUUAUCUCCCAAUAUCUUCCUCUUGCUAUAAAUAUAUAAUCAGGCCGAAAAAGACUUUUUGUUAAAAGAGAUUGUUGAUUCUUAAGUUAUCAGGAUGGAGGAAGUGAAGAAGAUUAGUUGUAUGAAGAAGGCAAUGCCAUUCAUUUUAGUGAUAUUGUUACAAGUAGGGCUAGCAGGAAUGGACAUUCUCACAAAGGCUGUACUAAACGAAGGCAUGAGCAAUUACGUUCUCGUGGUUUACCGUCAUGGCGUUGCUGCCAUCAUUAUGGCCCCGUUCGCUUUCUAUUUCGACAAGGCGGCCAGACCUAAAAUGACACCGAUGAUAUUUUUCAAGAUAACACUCCUCGGCUUAUUCGAACCCGUAAUAGACCAGAACCUAUUUUGUCUUGGGAUGAAAUACACGACAGCUACAUUUGCAACCGCCUUGUACAACACCUUACCCGCAGUUACUUUCAUCUUGGCCUUAAUAGUAAGGCUUGAAAAAGUGAAGCUUCGGAGUAUGAGGAGCGCUAGCAAAGUAAUUGGAACCAUGGCUUCAGUGGGAGGAACCAUGAUUAUGACACUUGUCAAAGGUCCAGCUCUCGACCUCUUUUGGACCAAAGGACCCUCAGCACAGAACACAACCGGGACCGAUAUCCACAGUUCCAUCAAAGGCGCAGUUUUGGUCACAAUUGGUUGUUUCAGCUAUGCAUGUUUCUUUAUUCUCUAUGCGAUCACGUUGAAGAUUUAUCCGACCGAGCUCUCACUCACAGCAUGGAUAUGCCUAAUGGGGACAUUAGAGGGAGCAGCUGUGGCAUUAGUCAUGGAGAGAGGAAAUCCAGGUGCAUGGGCCAUUGGUUGGGAUAACAAACUUCUUACCGUCACAUAUAGUGGGAUAGUGUGCUCAGCGCUUGGUUACUACAUUGGAGGACUGGUGAUGAAAACUAGAGGUCCUGUCUUUGUAACAGCUUUUAGUCCUCUUUGUAUGAUUGUAGUAGCAUUUAUGUCGAGCAUCAUCUUUGCUGAGCAGAUGUAUCUUGGAAGGGCUCUUGGUGCGGCAGUUAUAUGUGCAGGACUAUACCUUGUGAUAUGGGGUAAAGGAAAUGAUUACAAAGAUGCUUCCACAAAUCCAACACAAACAAAACUAGAACUAAUCGGUAACGAGAAAGACAGUGUUGGUCAUGAAAUCAUCAAUAUCAGGAAGGAAGAAGAACAAAGAACAGUUGUAGAAACAGUCUAGCUCAACAUUAUCAGCCCAAAUGUAUUAUAUGGAACAACAGAUUUUCAUUAGUUAAGAUUCUUUUGAAAAUUAAUAGUUUUAAUUUCCUUGUUUUUUGCUCAAAAAAGAUAAAAAUUUCCUUGUUUAUUUUGUUACAAAAAAAAUCCUUGUUUAUUUACUUUUUUCAAAAACAUCUGCUCCUAAACAUUAUUUACCAAGUGAUUUGUACAUGUGUCAUCAUUACAAUCACUCUAAGAAAAAAAAUAAUGACAUGGCUAACAAAAAAUGUGACAUGGAUCUUUCUUAAUUAUAACACGGCAUAAAAUUAAUUGUGACAUAAUUCAAUUAUAGAAAUAAAAAUCUAAGAUAAUAAGUAUAUAGCCUUUACCGUAUUUAUAAAACAUAAAUAAAUA